CUUCCUCUGCUUUCAGUAAAAAUAAGCAAAAACCCCACUGUAACCGAAAAGACCAUCGAGCCCGUGUUGGCAUCACCAUGCUCUCCUCCGCAGUCUCUUCUUCCCUCCUUAUCUUACACAAGCCCUUCGCUCGCGUUAUCAGAUUCCCCAUCCCCAAACUCCCUCUCUCUCCAAACCCUAGACCCCUCUCUUCUCUCUCACCCGUCGCUUCUGCUCUCACCCCCAAUGCCGUCGGCGCCGGUGGUCGCGCCGGAGCUCUAUCUCCGGCGCCGAUCACCGAAGACCUCCAGAAGAUCGACGUCAACCCUCCCAAGGGCACCAGGGACUUCCCGCCAGAAGAUAUGCGGCUCCGCAACUGGCUCUUCUGCCAUUUCAGAGAGGUCUCGCGGUUGUUUGGCUUCGAAGAGGUCGACUUUCCAGUUCUCGAGUCGGAGGCUCUGUAUAUUAGAAAAGCAGGAGAGGAAAUUCGAGACCAGCUAUAUUGCUUCGAAGACCGAGGUAAUCGUCGAGUUGCAUUGAGGCCUGAGCUCACUCCUUCUUUGGCAAGACUGGUGAUACAGAAAGGAAAAUCUCUAUCCCUUCCAUUGAAAUGGUUUGCCGUGGGACAGUGUUGGCGGUAUGAGAGGAUGACGAGGGGGCGGCGUAGGGAGCAUUACCAGUGGAAUAUGGACAUUAUUGGUGUACCUGAAGUUACGGCUGAAGCAGAACUUAUUUCUUCAAUUGUCACUUUCUUCAAGCGAUUAGGAAUUACCUCAUCAGAUGUUGGAUUUAAGGUUUCAAGUCGAAAGGUUUUGCAAGAAGUAUUGAGGCAUUACUCCAUACCCGAAGCUUUAUUUGGCAAGGUUUGCAUCAUCAUAGACAAGAUAGAGAAGAUUCCAGUGGAUGAUAUAAAAAAUGAGUUGAAAUCUGCUGGUGUAUCAGAAGAGGCUAUUGAGCAGUUAUUGCAAGUUCUUUCCAUAAAAUCUUUAACAAAGUUGGAAGAGAUACUUGGAGAUGCUGGUGAAGCAGUUGCUGAUCUGAAGCAGCUAUUCUCUCUUGCUGAGAAAUUUGGUUAUUCUGAAUGGAUUCAGUUUGAUGCUUCUAUUGUUCGUGGCCUUGCCUACUAUACUGGUAUUGUCUUCGAGGGUUUUGAUAGAGGAGGAAAGUUGCGAGCCAUUUGUGGUGGUGGGCGAUAUGACCGCUUGCUUUCUACUUUUGGUGGUGAUGACAUUCCUGCUUGUGGCUUUGGAUUUGGUGAUGCUGUCAUAGUGGAAUUGCUAAAGGAGAAGGGUCUUCUGCCAGAACUCAGCCUGCAAGUAGAAAACAUUGUGUGUGCUCUAGAUCCUGGACUUCAAGGAGCCGCUGCCACAGUUGCCACCAUACUCAGGGGAAAAGGUCAAAGUGUUGAUUUAGUCUUGGAGAACAAACCGCUCAAAUGGGUAUUCAAGCGUGCAGCAAGAAUAAAUGCUAAUAGGUUGAUAUUGGUGGGAGAUUCAGAGUGGCAAAGGGGUAUGGUGGGUGUGAAAAUCCUUUCUUCCGGUGAACAACAUGAGAUCAAACUUGAUGAACUAGAGUGAUAAGAAUUGAUUAUUUAGAGGUUGUACUCUAUUUGUUUUAAUUUUUAUAGGUAGGUUCAGCUCAUUAUUGUCCCCAAGUUAUGUGCUUACACAAUUUUUUGGUCAAAAUAGUAAUGAAAUUACUGAUUUUUGUCUUAUUGAUCUCAGUAAAGCUUGUGCAACCAUUUGUCUACUGUUCUAUUUAUUAAUUUGCUUGUUCUGUAGCCUUUUCAUGUUCAUUUGAAACCAUACUAAGAUGUUAUGAAAAUUAGCCCAAUCUUAUGUGAAGUACAAACAAAUGAUGUUUCCAAAAUAGCAAGUUGUAGAUAGCUCAAUACGGCAUAACCAUUCCUAUUAUCAGCUCCAAUACAUGGAUCCUGUUUCAAGAUGACCUUAGACAAGACUAAUAGCGAUAGUUAACCUUUUAGCAAUGCUGUCCAAGAUCUUACCUGACUUGUGUGCUGCUGAUCGAAACCUUCUUUGAUAGUUAAUGAGAACAUGUGAUAUUUUGACAACUGAUAUUGUGCUUGAACUAUUUUGUAAUGGACAUGAAAGAUAAAUUUGUCUUGUUUGUACUUAUGUAAGGUUUUCUUGGCCCCUUCAUUUCCGGUAAAUUUUUGGUUUGAGUGCUGUCCCUGGUUGAAAAGAGUGCAUAUUUGCUGCUUUUUGGUUUGCUACAUUUUAUUUUUCACCUAAAAGAAAAUUUGGAUAGUUAGCUAUGUGAAAAAUUAAGACGUGUUUCACCAAUUCGAAACUGGUUUCUUUGAUGCAUUGACAUUACUUUUUUGCAUCAUGGUAUUUACAAGCUUCUCAGUCACAACACAUCCAUUGGCACGAUUCGACUCUAGGAGUCACAUGAUUGCUACUUUGGUUUGAUGGAUGGACAUGACAUUCUUGAAUACUACCCAGAAUACAAGAAGAUGAAGGGACCGCAUCAUACAAAGGGAUUUUCUCUAAAUUCAAAUUUUAGAAAGACAAGAAAAUGAAGAGAACUUUGUGUUUAUGUGAAAGAAUUUCUGCUAUCUUGGAGUACAGAUUGUGUUUAGAAUGGCAGUGGUUGCUAGGAUGCAAAUGGAAAUCGGCUUCGUGAGUUGCAUUUCUGGAACUACAAACACUUGCUGGUAUAACAAUGUAGUAGAAGAAGAAUGCGACCCCAUGUGUCUUCCUCACGAAGAAGAAAGAUGCAGAUGACAUGAAGUCUCUUACAGAUUGACACUCUGCAGAAUUGUGAAGGUACUAUGUGAUCUUUCCUUUAAGAUAAUCAGUUUCUAAAUUCAGUCAUUUUGUUUUAACUUGGACUGGUCUAUAUUUGCUCUUUAAGAGAAAUUUGAAAUUGCUCAUUUCAGAGAGAAUGAUUUCUGUAGUCAUUUUCCUAAAGAGAUUUUCUGGGCCGCAUGAUCAUCGGUAUUGUUGAUAUCAAUAUGCUUUGAAGUACUUGGGAGUUCAUUUUUGACCCAACAAUAAAGGAAGAGGAUGGUGUGGGAGGAAUUGAUACGUUAAAAUUUAGAAAAGAUGAUUUCAGGCAGAAAAAAUUAGGAGGUCAGACGAUGUGCUUAUUGCUAAGUUCCCCAGAGUUCGCCACAAAGACAAAUUUCCAACUCUUUAGGCUAUCCCUAAGUGCAAGUUCCAUGUUCCAUAUCUUCCACUGUGAUUUGGCCUUUCCAUCCCCCAGCAUCAUUUAUGGCUUGAAUUCAUCAAAAACCCACUGCCACUGUAUAAAAGGUCAAGUCUAGAAAUAUUUGGUUUGAAUCCUUACUGGUGUUCAUUGUCAUUAAGCCGCUGUAAGAAAUUCGCAUGGUGGAACAUGGAAUGAUUUUGGUUUUAUAA
Prunus dulcis (almond) is the source of this 3362-nucleotide messenger RNA. Its product is annotated as histidine--tRNA ligase, chloroplastic/mitochondrial. The record is from RefSeq and is a predicted model, not a curated record. The coding region runs from base 78 to 1556 and encodes 492 amino acids. Gene Ontology annotation, biological process: histidyl-tRNA aminoacylation. Gene Ontology annotation, molecular function: histidine-tRNA ligase activity; ATP binding. Lineage: Eukaryota; Viridiplantae; Streptophyta; Magnoliopsida; Rosales; Rosaceae. Gene Ontology annotation, cellular component: cytoplasm. The transcript is spliced from 10 exons.